Messenger RNA from Mycena citricolor, 1869 nucleotides. The record is from the annotation of a GenBank genome assembly. NCBI's taxonomy places the organism in Eukaryota, Fungi, Basidiomycota, Agaricomycetes, Agaricales, Mycenaceae.
AUGCGAACACGGUUUACAUCGGCCUUGUUGACUGCUAUGCAAGCGCCCCCGUCAAAUCUCAUCAUCAUCUUUCAGUCAAGUAUAGCACAUCACUGAGCCCGAAGCCGGAGAGGGACGCUAUACUGUUCUUUGAGACGAUUGCCGCGCGAAGAGGUUCUCUUCACGCAACAAAGACCCGUGUGAAACUUGAUAUCGUUUCGGCCACACGAACUUUUGACUUCCUUCUUCUACCUCCACCUCGUGGUCAUAACCAUCUGAACCGCGCCAUCGAGCCAGGCCAUCCCAGCCGUUUUGGUUUUUAUUCAUCCUUGACUCCUCAAAAAAUCUACCGCUCCGCUUUUUUGCGCGUCAGAUUUGCCACUACCAAUGUCACAAGCAGCCAUUUCUUCAUCUUCAUCCACCCCUGUGCCCGCCAAUUCUGAGUGGAAAGCUAAUCUUCGCCCACCACCAAAAGACGCAAGACCGCAAACUCUCGAUGUUACCGCCACGAAGGGGAUGGAAUUCGAGGACAUGUUCCUCCGCCGAGAACUGCUUAUGGGCAUAUUCGAAGCAGGUUUUGAAAAGCCUUCGCCCAUCCAGGAAGAAGCCAUCCCCAUCGCAUUGACUAAACGCGACGUGCUUGCACGCGCCAAGAACGGGACGGGCAAGACCGCCGCAUUCACGAUCCCUGCCUUGCAGCAGGUCGAUGUCACCAAGAACAAGAUUCAAGCGCUCUUACUGGUCCCUACUCGGGAACUUGCACUGCAGACCUCACAAGUCUGUAAGAACUUGGGAAAGCACAUGGGCGUCCAAGUCAUGGUUACAACUGGUGGAACAACGCUCAAGGACGAUAUCAUGCGAUUAUCCGAAACGGUUCAUGUACUGGUUGGUACACCCGGCCGUAUACUCGACCUUGCCGGCAAAAGUGUGGCCGACCUGAGCGAGUGUCCCGUAUUUGUUAUGGAUGAGGCAGACAAGCUUCUGUCUCCGGAAUUCUCGCCGGUUAUGGAGCAGCUUUUGUCAUAUCUGCCUCCGCAGAGACAGGUCAUGUUGUUUAGUGCCACGUUCCCCAUGAUCGUGAAAGAUUUCAAGGAGAAGCAUAUGAAAGCUCCCUACGAGAUCAACCUCAUGGAUGAAUUGACUCUGCGUGGUGUUACACAGUACUACGCCUACGUCGAGGAGAGACAAAAGGUGCACUGUUUGAACACGCUCUUCUCCAAGCUGCAAAUCAACCAGUCGAUUAUCUUUUGCAACUCUACGAACCGGGUCGAAUUGCUCGCCAAGAAAGUCACAGAGUUGGGAUACUCUUGCUUCUACUCGCACGCGAAAAUGUUGCAGUCACACCGUAACCGCGUGUUCCACGAUUUCCGUAACGGUGUCUGCCGCAAUCUUGUCUGUUCCGACCUCUUGACGCGUGGUAUCGACAUUCAAGCGGUGAACGUCGUCAUCAACUUCGAUUUUCCCAAGAACUCGGAGACCUAUCUCCACCGUAUCGGUCGAUCAGGUCGCUUUGGACAUCUUGGACUUGCGAUCAAUCUGGUCACCUACGAGGAUCGGUUCAACCUGUACAAAAUCGAACAGGAACUGGGCACCGAGAUCAGCCCUAUCCCGCAAGUCAUUGACCGUGGAUUGUAUGUCGAUCCGAGCGCGACCCAGGACGAUGUGCAACGGCCCCAGCCGCAGCAGCCGCAGCAACAGCCACAACAGAUGAAAUCAGCGCAACCCAUGGGACCUCCCCGCCCUAUUGUGCAGCAUAUGCAACCCCAGCCACAGGUCCUUUACCAGAGCAAUGGUGGCGCUCCCCAACAACGAUCGCCAAUGCCCAUGCGGGCGAACGGAUCAAUGGCACCAGGGCCUGGGGCUUAUCGUGGCCAGCCAGGACCUCGAUGA